Molecule: messenger RNA, 3918 nt
Organism: Haliotis rufescens (red abalone)
Lineage: Eukaryota; Metazoa; Mollusca; Gastropoda; Lepetellida; Haliotidae
Product: sialin-like
Exons: 11
Coding region: 33-1790 (585 amino acids)
Biological process (GO): transmembrane transport; monoatomic anion transport
Molecular function (GO): transmembrane transporter activity
Source: RefSeq, a predicted model, not a curated record
CGCGAGAUAGUACAUGAGUUGGAUGUCGCAGCAUGAAAGGUUUUACAAAUGGCGAGGCUUUGGGUCGACAAGGAUCCCGAGUGCAGGAGAACAAAACCAAAAAAGUAGAGUUACCUCCCCAUGACACGUUUGUGUCAAAGUUCACUUCCUGUCGAUGGACCACGUGUUAUAUGAGUUUCGUGGCGUCGCUGCUAUUGUAUACAUUCCGCCAUUGUCUGAGCAUGGCGUUUGUGUGUAUGGAAAUAAUACCCGUGGAUGUAUCGAACUGGACCGAGAGCAAUGUCACAAAUGUCACCAGUUUCACAGCGAACAAUCGUACGUUACAGGGAUUGGAGCAUACUGAGGACAAGAGAAUCAACCCGUAUGUGCCAGCCGAGUUGGAAGGGACACUUCUCUCCAGCUAUUUCUACGGGUACCUGUUGACUCCCCUGGUGGGAGGUACACUCGCCUCCAAGUUUGGGCCAAAGAGAGUGGUGGCUACAUCUUUGACCGCAGCCUCCAUAGCCACCUUGUUGAUUCCAUUGGCCCUCAGAACAAAUAUAUAUCUCGCCAUUGCCAUGCGGAUCAUCGUGGGAGUAUCAUCGGGCACCAUCAAUCCUUCACUCUAUGUGAUGUGGUCCUACUGGGCUCCCAUAAAUGAAAAGGCCCAACUGGCAGCUGUUACAAAUUCAGGUGUAAACAUGGCCAGUAUCUUAGUGACGGCGGUGUCGGCCUCGCUCUGUGAGAUUAACGUGGACGAAGGGUGGCCCUUCAUAUUCUACGUCUAUGGUGGGGCUGGUGUUGUAUGGCUAUUCUUCUGGUGUUUCCUCGUCUACGACUCGCCAGAGAUCCACCCAAGGAUAGAGGAAAAAGAAAAAGAAAUUAUUUACUUCAAGAAAACUACGAAAAGCACGUCGGUUAAGCCGCCGUGGAUGAAGAUCUUCAAGUCUCCCCCCUUCUGGGCGUUGCUGACAGCUCACAUCUCCCAGACGUGGAUCGAGACGACCAUCACCACCUUCAUCCCCAUGUACAUGAACGACGUCCUCGAGUUCAAGAUAGAAGAGAAUGGCUUAUUAUCUUCACUGCCGUUCCUCGGCCGGUUUCUUGGUGGCAUUGCCACAGCCUACCUCGCCGAUAUGAUGCAGGCAAAGGCGGUCAUGUCAACAACGUAUACACGAAAGAUGUUCCAGACAGUUGGAUCCGUUAUUCCAGCAUCGUUGCUGAUUGGCGUGAGUUAUUUGAGCGCCGACCAGAGGAUGCUAGCUGUGGGGUUAUUGACGUUAACCAUGACGGUCAACUCGACAACAAUAGCUUCCUUCAGAGUUAACCAUCUUGACAUCGCCCCAAGAUACUCCGGUCAAAUAAUGGGCUUCACACAGACGUUUGCAAUCAUCGGCGGAAUCAUCAGCCCUCUCGUAACAGGAGCUAUCACUAUAGAUGGGACCAGGAAACAGUGGCAGAUCGUGUUCAUCAUCACCGCCACCAUUGUCCUCUUCGCCAACAUUGUGUUCGUCAUGUUCGGGAGUGGACGAGAACAAGACUGGGCCAAGUUCAAGGACGCCACCAUCGACAUUCCACAGAUGACGCAACAGGAUAACUCCACCUCUGUGAAUGGAGAACAACAGAAUGUGAAUUCUGUUUCCGUUAUACAUAUACCGGGUGGGGGCCCAUGUGAUUAUGUGUAUGACGUUAAAAUGGAUACACUGGACGAGGAGUUGGGUGAGGUCAACACAGCAUUUGAUGGAGAUGAUUCAGGAACUGGUCAGUCAGAGAACGGGUCGGACGACAACAUGGAAAGUACGAGAAUGUAGGGUCGGAAAGAUAUGAGUUGACCAACUGUGCUGAAAACUCGGAGAAACGUGAGUGAGUGAGUUUGGUUUUACGCCGCUUUUAGCAAUAUUCCAGCAAUAUCACGGCGGGGGACACCAGAAAUGGGCUUCACACAUUGUACCCAUGUCGGGAUUCGAACCCGGGUCUUCCGCGUGACGAGCGAACGCUUUGACCACUAGGCUACCCGACCGCCCCGUGAAGGCAUGAGUGACAGGACACUUAGGGCAUUGACGUAUCUGCAGCAUCAGUAGCCUCCCGGACCGUCAUCGAUGCAAACGAGGAUGUAGAACUACAUGUACCCUUCAUUAUCGAUACGGUACAAAUCAUGAACUAAUUGCGAUUAUUCUAGAUUCCUUGCUCACUUAGCUCCAAGUAAGCGUACUUCAUGUCACCGGAAGUGAUCUAUUAAUAGUGAGGGAGUGAGUUUGGUUUUACGCCGCUUUUAGCAAUAUCCCAGCAAUAUCACGGCGGGGGACACCAGAAAUGGGCUUCACACAUUGUACCCAUGUCGGGAAUCGAACCCGGGUCUUCGGCGUGACGAGCGAACGCUUUAACCACAAGGCUACCCGACCGCCCCUGAUCUAUUAAUAAGAAUUACAGAUCGAUUCUAGAAGACAAGAUGGCGGCCCUGCAAAACCGCAAUGGUCGAAAGAGAUGUGGAUCAUGUUGAGAUAUACUGCCAAUUUUAGAUCAUUGCGGUCUAAUGUAAAUAUAUUUUGACUAAUCGUGUUUUGGGAUUAUGGUAUCCUGAGUCCCACACGUCUGUGAAUGUGUAUAUAUGUGUGUGAGUUCUACAUGUUGCUUAGCAACAGUGUAUAGGUCUAAACCAUUGGUCAACGCAAGUGCAGUUUUUAUUGUUGUUAUGGCAAUGUUAUGCACGGCUGGCUUUCGGAUAUGAAAUAUCAGCAGAUUGCAGCAACCUUUCAAAUGACGCGAAUUUGUUUCAAUUACUAUUAUAGUGGAAUGAAUAUGUUAAUAACUGAAUGAACUGGUACAAAUGUAAAUUGAAAAAUAGAAUACUGAACAAUGGACACAGUUGUUAAUGUUUUGUCAGAUGUGUCCUGAUCUAUCCCCGCGAUCAAGACCAUGGGUCCGAAUUGUUCUAUCCUUGAGUUCGGAGCAUGAGACGUGUAUUGGGUACUCAGGAAAGUUCUAUCCCGGAGUUCGGACCAGGAGACGAGUAUUGGGUGCUCAGGAACAGCUCCAUCUCGGAGUUCAGACCAGGAGACGUGUAUAGGGUACUCAGGAACAUCUCCAUCCCGGAGUUCAGAUCAGGAGACGUGUAUUGGGUGCUCAGGAACAGCUCUAGCCCGGAGUUCAGAUCAGGAGACGUGUAUAGGUUACUCAAGAACAGCUCCAUCUCGGAGUUCAGACCAGGAGACGUGUAUAGGGUACUCAGGAAAAAGCUCUAUCCCGGAGUUCGGACCAGGAGACGUGUAUUGGGUACUCAGGAAAAGCUCUAUCCCGGAGUUCAGACCAGGAGACGUGUAUAGGGUACUCAGGAACAGCGUUUUUCCCGGAGUUCGUACCAGGUGUCCUGGGAGUACAUUGACGUUUUGUGAUAUGGAUUGGGGCUUUAUUCCGCAUUAAAUCAAACUACAGGUCCCGAAAACGACCAGUAUACUGACACCGAGCCGAACAGUUCUUUUACAGCCCCUUAAUGCCGAACCCCAGGCAGGGAAACAACGUCUUUACAACAGGGUGCCAUCUUUCAACGUUUUUUUGUAUGACGCGGCCGGGGAUCGAACCCCCAACCUUCCGCUGUCCGAGCGGACGCUCUACCACUAGGCCAUGGGGGCAACUAAAGAACCAAAGACAUAUCUACUCAAUAUACCUUUAUAAGUGUAAAAAUAUUGGUGUAUAAAACUAACCAUUCUUCUGUGGAGUAGGAUAAACUCUAGGUAUUCACCUAGUCAUGUCGCAUGCUGCACAUGAUACACAGUUAUACAUAUAACAGUAGUAUAAAAUAAAAGUAAUACAAAACAAUGUGAUAUUAGUUUCCUCAAAUACACCGCUAACAAUGACUAUGAGACCUCUUGCUACAAUCAACAAUAUUAAAUAUGCUAACUAGAAACCCAUCCAGGAUUCGAAAUUCCAUGUAUACUGAAC